Molecule: messenger RNA, 2472 nt
Organism: Dipodomys spectabilis (banner-tailed kangaroo rat)
Lineage: Eukaryota; Metazoa; Chordata; Mammalia; Rodentia; Heteromyidae
Gene: Trmt2a
Product: tRNA methyltransferase 2 homolog A
Exons: 11
Coding region: 283-2211 (642 amino acids)
Biological process (GO): RNA processing
Molecular function (GO): RNA binding; RNA methyltransferase activity
Source: RefSeq, a predicted model, not a curated record
AGGUGCAGGCGUCGGACUCGGUGCGUGCCGGUGACGUCAUCGGAAGCCGGGACCAUAGAGACACUCGCCCCCUCAGGCACGCGCUGGAGAACUGGAGACCAAGGCAAGCAGCUAGCGCGGGCCGGUGGCGGGCGGACGGUGUGGCUCCGCGUCUGAGACCUGGCUCUGAGCCGUAGGGGUUCGAGUCCCGCUCCUGCCCAGGGUUGCCUCACGGCUUCGCACCACUCUCUGAUCAUCUCACUCAGGAGGCCGUCGGGAGUACAGACGGCUGGCGGCGAGACAAUGAGCGAAAAGCCGAGCAACGAAGGCCCGGAACCUAUGGAGGACCGCGGUCAGGAUGAAGGCAGUGCCGUGGACAGCCCUGCAGUCCCCGCAUCCCAAGAGUCGGGAGCAGAGCCUGGGGCGGCUGUUGCACCCGAGUCCCAGCCCGGACUCUACAGCUACAUCAGGGGCGACCUAUUCACCUCAGAGAUCUUCAAGUUGGAGCUGCAGAACGUACCCCGCCAUGCCAGCUUCAGCGAUGUCCGCCGCUUUUUGGGCCGCUUUGGCUUGCAACCGCACAAAACCAAACUCUUCGGGCAACCCCCUUGUGCCUUCGUGACAUUCCGCAGUGCUGCGGAGCGGGACAGGGCCCUGCGAGUGCUGCAUGGGGCCCUCUGGAAAGGCCGUCCACUCAGCGUGCGCUUGGCCCGGCCCAAGGCUGACCCCAUGGCCAAGAGGCGGCGGCAGGAGGGUGAGGGUGAGCCCCCCACAGCGCACAUUGCCGACGUGGUGACCCCUCUUUGGACAGUUCCCUAUGCUGAGCAACUGGAGCAGAAGCGGCUGGAGUGUGAGCAGGUGCUACAGAGACUGGCCAAGGAAAUUGGGAACACCAAUCGCGCCCUGCUGCCCUGGCUGCUCACACAGAGGCACAAGCACAACAAGGCCUGCUGUCCAUUGGAGGGGGUCAGGCCAUCACCACAGCAGACUGAAUACCGUAAUAAGUGUGAGUUUCUUGUUGGAGUUGGGGUAGAUGGAGAAGACAAUACAGUUGGCUGUCGACUCGGCAAGUACAAGGGUGGGACAUGUGCUGUGGCAUCCCCCUUUGACACUGUGCACAUCCCUGAGGCGACCAAGCAGGUGGUAAAAGCCUUCCAGGAGUUCAUCCGGUCUACCCCAUACUCGGCAUAUGACCCUGAGACAUACGCAGGCCACUGGAAGCAGCUGACUGUGCGCACCAGCCGCCGUGGCCAGGCCAUGGCCAUCGCCUACUUCCACCCCCAGAAACUGAGUCCUGAGGAGCUGGCAGGGCUGAAAGCCUCUCUGGUACACUACUUCAUGGAGGGGCCUGGCAGAGCCAGCGGGGUGACCUGCCUUUACUUCGUGGAGGAAGGACAGCGAAAGACUCCCAGCCAGGAAGGCCUGCCCCUGGAGCAUGUAGCUGGGGACCAGUGCAUCCACGAGGACCUGCUUGGGUUAACCUUCAGGAUCUCCCCUCAUGCCUUCUUCCAGGUAAACACGCCGGCUGCAGAGGUACUGUACACUGUCAUCCAAGACUGGGCCCAAUUGGACAGGGAAAGUACAGUACUGGAUGUAUGCUGUGGUACCGGCACCAUUGGCUUAGCCCUGGCCCAGGUGAGCCCUCUUGCCCUGCCCCUACUGACACCCAGCUUGAACAUUCAGAGGCUGACAUCCUGUUGUACUUCUCGUUCCUUUCAGAAGGUGAAGAGAGUCAUUGGGAUUGAACUGUGCCAAGAUGCUGUGGAGGAUGCCCGGGUGAAUGCCCAGACCAAUGAGCUGAACAAUGUUGAGUUCCACUGCGGAAAGGCUGAGGACCUGGUUCCUGCCCUGGUGAACAAACUGGGUUCCCAACAACUUGUAGCUAUCCUGGAUCCACCCCGAGCUGGCCUACAUUCCAAAGUGAUUCUGGCCAUCCGUAGAUCUGAGAACCUCAAGAGGCUCCUGUAUGUUUCAUGCAACCCUAGGGCAGCCAUGGGCAACUUUGUGGACCUCUGCAGGGCCCCAUCUAAUCGGGUGAAGGGCACCCCCUUCCGACCAGUCAAGGCUGUGGCUGUGGACUUGUUCCCACAAACCCCACACUGUGAGAUGCUCAUCCAGUUUGACAGAAUGGAUUACCCUAAUGGCACAGAUGCUCUAGGGCAUGAAGACCCUCCACCUGAGCCUCCCCCAGAACCUCAUCUUGACAUUCCACAAGAAACUGGGGCCUCCUAGGCCCUGGGAUCUGCAGAAACAAGCAGUUCCAGAGCAGGGUCCAUCAAGAGAACAGAAGCUGGAAGAUUUAUAAUCACAUUUGCUUGGGUAUGCAGUCAUAGGGCACAAGGCCUUGCUGCCCAAUCAGAGAUUAGCUGACUUGAUGCUAUGGGCUAUUGCUCAAAAGAUGGAUGGACUCCUGGAUCCUGUCUACCACCCCAAGUCUUUGUAAUAACCAGCCUGUGAGGGCCAAAAUAAACAAUUGCUUAAACUGUUUCUGUU